Schistocerca gregaria is the source of this 682-nucleotide messenger RNA. RefSeq lists its product as uncharacterized. The record is from RefSeq and is a predicted model, not a curated record. The transcript has 2 exons. The coding region runs from base 108 to 608 and encodes 166 amino acids. NCBI's taxonomy places the organism in Eukaryota, Metazoa, Arthropoda, Insecta, Orthoptera, Acrididae.
GCGGACGUCAAAACCGGUGGCCUCCGUGUGUAUAAGACGGUGUCAGCGAUCAAAAGAAAUCAUCAGCUUCCUUCACUGAGGAGUGCAGACAGACAAGUACAGACGCCAUGCUGAGACAGGCUUUAGCUAUCCUGCUGAUCGCAGCUGCCGCCAGUGCCUCAUAUCCGAAGAGGACAGUGCUGUUCCAAGACCCUGCUGCCUGGACCGGAGAACAUAAGUGCUGCAUGGGUGUCUUCAACACGCCCCACCGCUACCUCGGAGCGUACAAGGUGACGGCCCUGUACUUCAGCAGCCACGUGCGCAACUACGCGACGCUGGAGAUCGGCCCUGAGCAGCAGGACAUCAGGAUCACCAUGAGCGAGUAUCCCCAUGGCGGGGACUCCUGGAGGACAGUGGCCACCGGCAACUACUCGGGAGUUGCUGAGCCGACGCAGCUGCUGAGGAUCCCCAUCACCUACGAGACCGACCCCAAUGCCUCCUACCUGUUCGAAAUUCGGUACCUUGGAUCCCUCACCUACCCCAGCUACGGUGACAUCGAUGUGUCUGCGGGACCCUACAAUGGUACGCACAACAUGUUCAUACUUGGUAUUGACUACGAGAACCCCUGAAGAGACAAACACCUGACUUCAGUAGCUACAUUUAGUGUCAACUUACCUGUUUAAAAUAAAAUGUGUUACUAAUA